Dentiscutata erythropus is the source of this 216-nucleotide messenger RNA. The record is from the annotation of a GenBank genome assembly. Lineage: Eukaryota; Fungi; Glomeromycota; Glomeromycetes; Diversisporales; Gigasporaceae.
GAGAAAUUACUUAUCUUAAAUGAAAGCUUUCAAAAUGAUGACACCAAAAUACCAGAACAAAUCCCAUUUCUAGCAAAGCAAAACCAAAAGACAUAUCGGAACUGCUCCAAGGCUAAAGAAAUGUUAGUUGAAGAAAAAGAAAAGAAAAUCCCAAAUAACAGUUAUAAGACCUACCUAAAAGAACGUAGAAGAAACACUUCAAGGACGAAAGUCUAA